AUGGCAUCGGUUCACAAUGUUGAAGAAACAUUGAAAGACAGCGUUACAGUGAACGAAGAAGCUAAUGGUGGUGAGACUAAUGAAGAGAAUAAUGGACAAGACGAAGAAAAGCAAGAAAAUUCAAGGAUUACGUAAUAACAAGAAUAACUGCAAAAAUUCGACUGGCAAAUGCAAAGAAGAAGUUAUCCGAGCUUUUUGAAAAUAAGUCUGUGGAUGUUUACCAAGUAAAAGUGCUUUGCGUAGAGCAGAAAAAAACAAGGUAAAGACAGAAAUGAACAUAAUUGAGAAAAUUAUAAUUACAAUAAAAGAGAUUUAUUGUGUUAGUGCUGAGGGUAAUAAGACAUUUAUUGAAGCAUUGGACAGGGAGCUUGAGGAAAUUCAAAAUUCAGUUGACGAUAUGUGUGAUGCUUAGAGAAUCAUUUACAACAACGCUUAGCCGUCGGUGAACUAGAAUCUGUAGGGUUUUCAGAAGGAUUUUCCAAGGGUAAAUCACAGCACGCUCCAGUAUCCAGUUCCCCAUCAGAGUUAGAAAAAAGUGUUAAAGAAGCCAAUGAUAAGUUAUUGCAGAUGGAAGAAGAGCAGACACAAAAAGAGAACGAUCUACAAAAGCUAAUGGCAGAAGUUGAAUUGGCUAAGCAACGUACAGAAGAAGCACAGAAAAUAGCUGAGAUAAAUACAGCUAAAGUCACAGUUGCUGAACGACUUUCUGGUCCAAACGAUUUGGAUACUGUUAAGGAAUAUCUAACAAAGAAUGGUUCAUCCCACCAAGUUCCAGUAUUGCCUGCUGUUACACGAGAUCCUGUUCAAAAGGUUUUGCCUAUAAAGCUAAAAGGAGUGAGCGUACCAAGACUCUUGGGAGAUGACAAAGCUGAAUAUGAGCAUUGGAAAGCAGCGUUUAUGUCAAUGGUGGACAGACAGAACAUACCAGUGAGCGAAAAAAUGCUUCGGUUACAGAGUAGUUUGUCAGCGAAAGCACUGACAAUAGUCAAGGAUCUUGGAUACUCAGCAAGUACCUACGAAAGGGCAAAAGAUAAGUUAGAAAAGAAAUAUGGUGGGCAGCGAAGACAACAAAUUAAACACCUAACAACUCUACGAAAUUGGAAAAAGAUUCGAUCCCGCAACCUAGAAGACUUUGAAGAAUUACAAGCUGUCUUGGAGCGUGUUUCGUUAGCUACGAAAGACUGUGGAUCAUUUCAAUUGGAAAGUCUUAAUUUGACUGCUAAGGAGAAGCUGACAGAGGAAGAUGUUCAAUCUUAUAAACAUUGGUUAUUAGAUCACUCCCAGGAGGAUAACUUUGAGUCAUUAUUGGAGUGGAUAGAACUUCGAGUACAAGUAAUGGAAGAGGCAAAGGAGGAGACAUACGGAUUGGGAAAGCAGAACACAUUAAGAAAUGAGAAGAACAAUGGUAUUCGACAAGACAGACAGCGAGCUUGAGGGUACAACACAAGAACAGCAACCAGGCAUUGCAUUGUUGAGAAAUGCAACCAAAACCAUCCUCCAUGGGUCUGUCUUUUGUUUAAAGCACUUGAGGUAUCACAGAGAAAAGAGUUAAUCACCAAAAGUGGCCGUUAUAGAUGCUUGGCAGCUGGUCACCACAGCAGAGACUGCAAGAAAGUUCGAGCAUGUGGUAUCGCAGGUUGCAAAAGUACCAGAUAUAGCAGUUAUUUACAUGAAAGUUCCCCUAGCCAUGGAUCAUUAGGACAAAAUACGGAGCAACAAGGAAAUGCAAUAAAUGGUGUCGAUGGUCAAUCUUCAGGAAGUGAAAGUCAGCUACAACCAGAAGCAUCUUCAUUUAGUCAAAAGGGACUUAGUUCUGAAACAUCCCAAGUGAGAGGAUAUAAAACUAGUAAUUCAGAUAGCGUCUCGUUGAUGAUUCUACCAGCAGUUAUUAGCAAUGGAAAUAGAACGAUACGGGUGAAUGUCAUGUUAGAUACAUGUUCGACGAAUUCGUAUGUCUCAGAAGAGGCAGCCACUCAAUUUGACCAUUUCAGGAACCGGUGGAGCUGAAAUCAAGCAACGUUCACGUUUUGUUGAACUGUUGGUGAGUAGCAUUGAUGGGUCAUUUUCAUCUUCUCUGCAAGCACAUGUUCUAAACAACAUAGCUGGUGACACGCCAUCUAUCCAAUGGUCCAAGAUCAAGGAGAAAUGGUCUCAUCUAAUUGAUGUUCCGUUUGAGCAAGUGUCGAAAUGUCGUCAAAUUGAUGUGAUGAUAGGAAGCGAUCAUCCGUUGUUCCAUUUAGUAUUGAAAGAUGUGAGUGGAAGCCAACCAACUGACCCGAUUGCUCGGUUGACAAAUUUGGGCUGGGUUUGCUUUGGGCCGACCUCGGUGGAAGACCAUCGGAAAGAGUCCCGGGUGCAUUUUACACGGACGUAUCGAUCAUGCCAUAAUCAAGAUAACCAGCAGGAACCACCAAUUGAUGUCCUUCGCCAAUUCUUGGAGUUAGAAUCGAUUGGCAUCAAAGAUCAAACAGACUAUCCUGUGACUGCUGAAGACAGAGCUGCGACUACACAAGUUUCGAGAACACUUAAAUUCAAGGAAGGAAGAUACGAACUUGGAAUGCCCUGGAAGGAUGGUGAACCAAAGUUAGACAACAAUUUCAAAGCCGCUAUGUGUCGUCUGGAGAGUCAAGAAAAGUCAUUGAAAAGAAAGGGUUCAGAGAUAAUGAAGGCUUAUUGUCAGAUUUUCGAGGAUUAUAUAAAGCAAGUACCUAAGUCGGCGGCAUUGGAUCAGUGGUUCUUAUCCCAUUUUCCCGUAAUCAGAUUGGAUAAAUCGACGACCAAAAUUUGUGUCGUAUUUGAUGCAGCAAUGAAAUAUAAUGGGAAGAGUUUGAACGACGUUAUACGGUCGGGGCCUAAGCUUCAGCGAGAAAUAAUAGACGUACUUACACGUUUCCGCAGAGCACCUGUGGCACUCAGCGGUGAUAUAUCUGAGAUGUUCCUACAAGUUGGGAUUCGUGAGGAAGAUAAAAAGUACCACAGGUUCCUUUGGCGUGAUUUUGACCCUACUCAAGAGCCGACCGUCUAUGAGUUUCAGAGAUUAAUGUUUGGUAACACAGCCUCCCCAUUUUGUUCACAAUACGUCAUUCAAACCCAUUGUCAACAACAUGCAGCAGAAUUUCCAGAAGUGGCAGACUCGGUGGCCAAUUCGAUGUAUGUAGACGAUCUUCUAGAUUCCAGUGAGACGGUUGAGAGCGCCCAGAACAUAGGAUGUCAGCUUACUUCUCUUUUAGCAUCAGCAGGAUUCAACCUGAGAAAAUGGGCAUCAAAUGAGACUGCAGUUAUCGAGAGUAUAGCACCAAGUGACCGACUUUCAACAUUGGAUUUCGGCAAAGAGGAGACGUUGAAGAUUAAAACUUUAGGCGUUAUGUGGGAAGCCAAAGAAGACGUUUUUACUUUUCAAGUCAAAUUACCGGAAUCCAGUAAGCCCUUGAAGAAGCGUAAUGUUCUGAGCACAAUCGCUGCUAUCUACGAUCCACUGCAAUUUUUGUCUCCAUUCAUCAUGAGAGCCGAGGUGUUGAUGCAAGAGAUAUGGUUGGCCGGAUUAGACUGGGACCAUGUGUUGCCAAAUAAUCUAGCAACUAACUUGUCACGUGUGAACAUACCCCGUGCUCUUCGACUGGCUAAUCCCACAAAUGUCAACUUGCAUCUCUUUUCAGAUGCAUCUAGAAUGGCGUUUGCCACUGUGGCAUACUUGGUGUGCCUUUAUGACGACAGCAUGUUAACAUCCAGACUUAUUGCCUCAACGUGUCGUGUUGCACCUGUUAAGGCCAUUACCAUACCUCGUUUAGAGCUCAUGGGUGCCCUUCUGUCAUGUUGCCUCGCUCAACCGUCUUCUUAAAGUGCUCACUGUCAACAGAGUAUUCUUUUGGACAGAUUCCGAAAACGUCUGGUACUGGGUACAUAACCAAAGCAAGGAAUUCAAGCCUUUUGUGGCAAAUCGAGUGGGAGAGAUUCAGCGCACCACAAACCCAGACCUAGCGACCAGAGGAAUGUCGGUUGCAGAACUCGUCAACAGUGUAUUUUGGACAGAAGGUCCACAAUUUGAGACAUUAUGGCCAGCAAGUCCCAGCAGAAAUCCAAAAGCACUGGACGGUUGCGAAAAGCGAGUUACCCAGACGUUUGUGACAAAUACCGGAGGUGCAGAUUUUAUUAACCCACGGCAAUUUUCAAGUUUCAGACACCUGUGUCAGGUGACGGCAUGGAUACUACGUUUUACGACCAAUGCGAAACGGUCGCACAAUGCCAGAAAUAAAAGUAACAUUCUUUCAUUUACGGAGAUUGUACAAGCUGAGAAAUUCUGGAUAAGACAAGCUCAAGGAGAAGCCUUUCCUAGAGCUGAAAAGGAUCCAACGUUGCUACAGUUACUACGACGAUACUAUUGCUACGACGAUUUUUAAAGAAGACCGGACAACAAAUGAUGGCUCCGCUUCCGAGACCAAGACUGGAAUCAUUGCAAGCAUUCGAUAAGAUUGGAGUUGACUAUGCGGGACCUUUUUUGACCAAACAAGGACGUGAAACAAAGAGAGCCAAGCGGUACUUGUGUUUGUUCACAUGUCUGGCUACGCGAGCCGUACAUCUAGAAAUGGCUUACUCGUUAGACAGUGAUUCCUUUAUUAAUGCAUUUGUUCGAAUGGUUUCCAGGAGGGGGACACCGAGUUACGUGGUUAGUGACAACGGGACUAAUUUCGUCGCGGCUGAACGGGAGUUGUGGGAGCUAAUCAAGAACCUGGACCAAGAAAAGAUUGUGCGCGAGACCACCAAGUACCAACCGAUUACGUGGAAGUUCAACCCGCCAUCUGCACUGCAUUUUGGUGGAGUGUUUGAAGCCUUGAUCAAGAGUGCAAAGAAAGCCAUUAAAAUCAUUUUGGGUGACGCAGAUAUUCGAGACGAGGAGUUGCAUACGGCCAUAUGUGGCGCUGAAGGGAUGAUAAACUCGAGACCGAUAACUUAUGUAAGCGCGGAUCCAAAUGACCUGUCACCGCUUACUCCGAAUCACUUAAUCGUUGGCCAGAUUGGAGGACGAUUUGCACUGGAAGCAGUAGAUAAAGAGGAAGUUUAUAACCCAGUGCGAAGAUGGCAUCGAGUCCAGCAACUUCUACGAUUAUUCUGGAAACGGUGGAGGAAGGAGUUUCUUCCCAGCUUAAACGUAAGAAAGAAAUGGUUCCACCCCCAUCAUAACUUGAAGCCUGGGAGAUGUUGUUCUUAUUGCAGAGCCUAAAGCAAGUCGCGGAGAUUGGCCCCUUGGUCGAAUACUGGAAGCGUAUCCUGGUAGUGACAGACUAGUAAGGACUGUUAAACUCAAAUCACGAGAUAAGGAGUACUUUUGCCCAGUUCAUCGCUUAUGUCCUUUGGAAUAUGUACAUGCAUAACUUACGUAAAACACUAAAGUUUAGCAAAUCUUGUGACUGACAGUUUGUUAUAGAUCAUCUAGCUGUAGCAAUGGACUACAUUUAUUUACAUUAUUUGACUUAUAUUGUUGAACUGCAAUUCGCUGUUUAAGAACGAAUGCUGUGGCAUUCGGGAGGGGGAUGUUACUACACGAAGUUUUAUGACAUAUUAUAGCCGCUGUGCUCGUUGAUCGCGGGAGACUUUUGUUUUGAGAAAAAAUAUUGCACAUGUUGUAAUUUUAGACAGACUUUUUGUGGUUAUUUGUGUAUAUAAGAGACGGUUUUAUUUCGAUAAAACAGGCGAUAAAGUGUCAGUUUCAGAUCGGGAAACACUGAUGGUCAUUUGGGAAUUGCAGCACUCAUGAGUAAGUAUAAAAUAGUUGUACAUUUAUGAGUGAGAUUUGAGAUAAUAAUACAAAAAUAUAUGAGAGAUACUGUAUCAUGCUAUCUAUCGAACUUUGUUCUGAAAUUGGUAAGUUUGUUGUGGAGUUCAAAAGUUCACAUUGAAAUUCUCAAGAUGGUUUGUAAUUGGCUACCCCAACUAAAGGACCAAUCAAAGGCUUCAUUUACUAACCGGUUUGAGAAUGUCAAUAUGAACUUUUGAACUUUGCAACAAACAAGUAAAAUGUCACCAGUGGCAUAGCCAGCCCAACAAUUCAGUCCUGUUAUGCAAAUAUUGCCAUGUUUACAAACUAUCAACACAAUCAAUUCCUAAAUUGCAUAGCGGUACCAAAUCGUUGGGCUGGCUACAUCACUAAAUAUAACAUGUGAUCAUGUUGUGUUGAAUCUGUGUAUAACAAAUAACUUUGAGCAAAGCAGAACCUUUUUUAACUAUAUAAUUUGGGGGAGGGGAAAGCCCCCCACCGUCCAGCCCCCAUGGUUACAACAUAAUGUAACACUACAUUAUAUAUCCAAAAAUACAGUCCCCCUGCUAUUACAUACGACACUACACUAAAUGUUUUCUCACCAACAACCAUCUGUCAUCUCUCCACACUUAGUAUAGUAUGAUCCCUUUCUGUAGAUGCUUCCCCCACAUACACAGACAAAUUCUUAAAAAGGCCCUCUGGCCCUGGAGCAAUUCAUUAUUUCAUAAUGCAAUCCAAUAUUUUACUCAUUUUUAAAUAAACAUUGAAUGAUUCUAAACUGUAUAGCCUACUACUGUAUGUAUGUUGCUGACUAGCUCACUCAUCAAUUAAAUUUCUUUCGAAUUAGAUCAUUUCUUAAAGUGCAGUGCCAAGGACCAUGAUAAGAAAAAACAGAAGCAGAGGGACAUGUUUCAAGCCGUACCUAAGCGAAGUGCUGCAACCGAUACGAAUGGAAAAAGGCAAAAAAUGGUUGAAGACCAGGAAGGACAGGAAGUCGAUUCUGACAUCAACAUUUCCGACAGUGAAAAGUAAUGAGUGUUGUCAUUGUAGUAAAGUAAAUUAAUAUUAUUCUUUGUGUGUUCUUUUUUAUUUACUGUAACAUAUUGUUCAGGUUUUUUACUCAUUUCUACAUGGACCAUAUGACAAUUGACAAGCUGACAUAAGUCAUUUUAUUUAGUUAAAAUAAAUUAGGUUAGGAUUAGAAUCAGCGUUCUUCUAUGGUCUCUAUGGCUAGGGAAAGUUUUGAAACAUUUUAACAGCGUCGUCAUAUCAGCUUGAGUAUCUUUGAGAAAUGGAAGCAAGUAACGUCCUCAUUCUUAACCCAGGUGACACUAAAGACAUGAUGUACUGUACUGUUUUCAUCUAGAAACUAUGACUCAGGUGGAAGCGAGGGAGAGUAUGAUUCCAACAAUUUAUCCGAAAGCAAUAGCUUGACUUCUGACCAAGAACUAAACGAGCAUCGUAUGGAUACUGUGGAUCACAUUGGCUGCUCCUGCAUUGAGGAACCUCAACCUGAUGAAGUGUUCGACACAGACCUCACAGGUAAUGUUGACCCUGACGAUCUAUUCACUGUCCACGUAGCUGUUGAGAACGCCGAUCCAUUGUGUAUCAAGAUACAGGACCUUACACACGGAGGAAAAAUCUCAAAAGACAAAUUUUUUUACAAAUACCUCGGUGAUGUAGUAGAGAUUAUGUACAAUCCAUUUCACAAAUACGAUAGAGAAGUUGUCGAAUUUUUUAAUAUGAUAACUUAUCUUGGAGGCAGACGAACUGCUUGUUUCAUAAGAGGUCCAAUGAACUUGGGCGAUAGCAGAAACAGUCAUGUCAGUCUAACCGAGAAAAAAAUGAAUCUUGGAGGACCUUCGGAAACUAUUUGA
Molecule: messenger RNA, 7629 nt
Organism: Paramuricea clavata
Lineage: Eukaryota; Metazoa; Cnidaria; Anthozoa; Malacalcyonacea; Plexauridae
Source: the annotation of a GenBank genome assembly